Molecule: messenger RNA, 1314 nt
Organism: Adineta ricciae
Lineage: Eukaryota; Metazoa; Rotifera; Eurotatoria; Adinetida; Adinetidae
Source: the annotation of a GenBank genome assembly
AUGAAUAACUUCAGCAGUGAGUUCAAUUCAGGUGAUUUAUUUGACGACGAAAAUUGUCUGUCUCAAAGGCUCAGCCAACUAUCAACCUCAGAAACACAGCCCGCAACUGUAAAAAGAAGUGUAAGCGCCAUGAACAUACAACGAUCGCCGCCGUCACGAACAUCCUCAUCGUCAAAAAAGUUCAAAGCUGACCGCGACCAAUGCGAGAGAACAGCUGAGCUCAAUAUUGAUGAUAUUGUUGUGGAAGAAGAUGUGCCCAGUUAUUUGCAAUUGAGCAGUCAUAGAUUUCGGCAAUUAGUUGAUCCAUUUCUACUUGACACAGAUGAUUGCUUAACGAUCGAAGAUAUACAAGGCAUUGCUUUACUCCUACGUCGAAUCGCGAUUGUCAACAUACGAAAAUCACUUUGGACUGUGUAUUUACAAGCAGGUACUGGUAUUUUGGAAGUCGGAGAAAUAUUCGGAUCAAAAGUGGUAACCAAUCAAGAAAUAUCAAUCUGGUCAUCUGAAGUUAAGUCGAAAGUGUUGACAUUAGAAAACAACAACAGCAGCAGCAAUAGUACGAAAAAAACGACAAGCGAUGAGCCAGGAAUAAUUCAGGUCAAUAGUGACACGUGUCGUAAUUGUGUCAAUCAAAUGCUCCGGCAAUAUUCAAAUCAACUCGUACAAUAUGAAGAGGAUUUCAACAAUAUGAAGCAUGUUCUAAACAAUUUAUUUACACUGCAAAUGGAAAGCAGCUUGACAGAAUUCAUCGAACAACAAGAACUAAAAUAUUUACGUAUUGAAAUCGAAAAGAAAAUUGUUACUGUCAAAUACGAUUACAAGGACCGCUUUCUUCAAAACCGAUACGAGCAAUAUCGACCAACUAGAUAUGAGCGAGAUAUAUUUGAUAAUAUGCUUCGAAUAAAACGAGCGCAACUCAAGAGUAUGUAUGAUGCAAGUUUAUGGAAACAACGUCGCUUUUAUUCACAUUUGCCUGAAUCAUUGAAUUUAUUAAAUUUGCCACUUCUUCCAUCUCUAUCAAUCAAUACAAUUACUGAUAAAAGUAGUCGCGAAAGUCUAAUGGAUCAAUAUGCUCAAAUUACACAGAGAACCAAAUUGGAAAUCAUGGCACUGUAUAUCGACAUUGCCCAAGUCAAAGCUAAUGAAAACCAAAGGAAACUUGAACAAAAUGUUCUUCUAUUGGAAUCGAAUUCGGGCAUUGGUGACUCGAUGAAGUUUAUCAUUUUUCAAUGUUUUCAAAUUAUUGAAGAACGAUUCUCAUAUUUGUACGACUUAAAAGUCCGUGCACUUCAAUUACACAAGAAAACAUGUUAG